AUGACUAUCGGAUUCGACCAAGACUUGCCUGCUGAUGUAUAUGAAUACAAUGAAAUUCGCAAGAAUAUGGAUUGGGAAAAGUCUGGCGUGGCAUCUCUUUUGAAACCCCCUCCAGUCUCUCAGCAUCUACCCUCCUUUGACGCAAAGGGAAAUCCAUGCUUCAAGGCCUACCGUGGAUCCGGUAAACUCCAAGGCAAGUUCGCUCUCAUCACUGGUGCUGAUAGCGGCAUUGGUAGAUCCAUUGCUACUCUCUACGCUUUGGAAGGUGUUGCUGGUAUUACCAUCGUCUAUCGCGAUGAGCAAGAAGACGCUGAUGCCAUGUAUACCAAGAAUACUAUUGAAGCGCAAUCUGACUGCAAGAUCCACUUAAUCGCAAGAGACAUUGGCUAUGAAAACACCUGCAAAGAAAUCCUGCAAUCUCAUCUGGACACCUUUGGUAGACUGGAUAUCCUGGUCAACAAUGCUGCUGAACAGCACAAGGUGACUCGUGUGGAAGAUCUCGAUUGCAACACGGUUGAAAGAACCUUCCGCACCAAUGUAUUUGGCCCCAUCUUUAUGACCAAAUUGGCUUGUAAUCAUCUGGUUGCUGGUGGUGUCAUUAUCAAUACGGCCUCCAUUGCUGCUUACCGUGGUAUGGAUGUUCUGGUUGAUUACUCUGCUACCAAGGGUGCUGUUGUCUCCUUUACGCGUGCUUUGUCUCAACAGUUGGCUCCUCGUCGUAUCCGUGUCAAUGCUGUGGCUCCUGGUCCUGUUUGGACUCCAUUGAUCCCCAAUACAUUCACGCGUGAAGAGAUCCAAAACUUUGGUUCUUUCCCUCCUUUCAAGAGACCCGCUCAACCAUGUGAGAUUGCUGCUUCCUUUGUCUUUUUGGCCUCUGAUGAUUCUUCCUUCAUGACUGGUCAAGUGGUUCAUCCCAAUGGUGGCACUGUUGUCAACACCUAA
Molecule: messenger RNA, 942 nt
Organism: Mucor velutinosus
Lineage: Eukaryota; Fungi; Mucoromycota; Mucoromycetes; Mucorales; Mucoraceae
Product: Calmodulin
Exons: 1
Coding region: 1-942 (313 amino acids)
Molecular function (GO): oxidoreductase activity
Source: RefSeq, a predicted model, not a curated record